AUGGGAUCUGAAGCUCAAUGCGCUAUCCAAGAUGAUGCCCAAGUCCCGAACAGUAUUGACUUCUUGAAGGGGUGUGUUGUUUAUGAAGUAUGUGGCUUGAAACGGAACCCUCUUUCUUUGCCACAGACAAUAUCAAAUAAUUGGGAAUCUUACGUCUUCAAUGGCAAGGAGUAUAUUUUACAUAAUCUGGGAGUUAAAUGGGAGAACGCUGAAAUUUUAUGUAGAGGCUACCACAAUGGAUCUUUAGCGAUUUUGGACAAGAAAGAGAUAGCGGAGUUCUUAGCUGAAGCAUUAUCGGAGUCCCAGUUCGAUAUAGAUUCAAUAUGGGUGGGCGCUAGAAGGGAUACGGCAGACGACCCCGAAGGCUACAGAUGGGCUCAAGGUGUGGAACUGAAACGGACUGAUGCAGACGUCCUGACGAGUGAGCUGGCCGGCGAUAACCUGCACUAUCCGAUUUGGGUGAACAGAACCGGAGUGCCAGUGCCCGAGGGUGGAGCAGAUUGCGUCGCUCUGGAGAGGGUGCAACACGAUAGACCUGUGUUCCUAGAUUUACCGUGUGGAAUCGAAAGGCCGUUCUCCUGUGAAAGAGAAGCGAGAGCUGAUAUCAGAGUACGGGAGUCGGGCAUUGUGAGAUGCAGGUCCGGAUUGUAUCACGUUUACAGUGGUCAAAUGGAUUGGCAUCAAGCAGCUACGCAUUGCAUUAUGAACAAGAUGAGCCUGGCAACUAUUAACUCGAUGAAGUGCUUGAAGAAACUCGGAUUGGCCAUGCUGAAGGCGAGGCCUAGUAUCGAGAAUGCGUGGAUCGGGGCGAAAGGGAGACUAGGUAAUUGGACGUGGAUCGAUACUGGCGCGUCCAUCAUACAGCCAACUAACGAGGCUGAAUUAAACAAUGAAAUAUGGCCGCCUUUAAGGGAUAGAAACAUGAAACAAAGCGGCUGUCUUCAACUCGACAGACACUCUUCGAAGAGUCCUUUAUUCUUGGAAGCUAGAUGCGAACGGAAAAUGCAAUUUAUUUGUUAUAAAGGCCUACCCACGCUACGUCUUCCAGUACCGCCACCUAGCGAUGACUUAUAUUACUACAUUUUGGUUCAACAAAAAUAUUACUGGCAGCACGCAUUUGAUAAUUGCCGUAAAAUGAACGGAAGCUUAGCGAGUGUUGAAAGUAAUGAUGUUCUAAUACAAUUACUUCUAGUUAUGGGAGAAAAUAAGAAUAACCCCGUGGAACACAUUUGGGUAUCUGGCCAUUUGAAUAUCACAAAAGACAUUGCAACAGACGCAGUAACAUAUGCCUGGUAUAACCCCAGUAACGGAAAACGAUUGCCGGAUCCAAAAUCGUUUGCGGAUAAUAUCGGAUUGUUUAUGCCGCCGUGGCUUGACACAGAAUUCACGAUGGACGCGCCUUGCUUGAAUUUGGACAGGCAAAAUCAUCUCUCAGCUUUAGUGUACGGUCUCGCAUGCGAUACCCCGCAAUAUUCUAUUUGCAUGAUAGGUAAGAUCCUCAUUAUGCCAUUUGGUCACAAUUAA
Messenger RNA from Bombyx mandarina (wild silkworm), 1524 nucleotides. RefSeq lists its product as uncharacterized. Lineage: Eukaryota; Metazoa; Arthropoda; Insecta; Lepidoptera; Bombycidae. The record is from RefSeq and is a predicted model, not a curated record.